Molecule: messenger RNA, 1581 nt
Organism: Brettanomyces nanus
Lineage: Eukaryota; Fungi; Ascomycota; Pichiomycetes; Pichiales; Pichiaceae
Gene: INO1
Product: Myo-inositol-1-phosphate synthase
Exons: 1
Coding region: 1-1581 (526 amino acids)
Biological process (GO): phospholipid biosynthetic process; inositol biosynthetic process
Cellular component (GO): cytoplasm
Molecular function (GO): inositol-3-phosphate synthase activity
Source: RefSeq, a predicted model, not a curated record
AUGACUAUUGAAUACAUCCCAAAAGUUAAAGUUUCCACUAAAAAAGCCAAGUAUACUAAUACUGCUUUGAUUACAAAAUACGCUUAUCAAAAUUCUCUUGUUGAGAAAGAAGCUGACGGUACCUACAACGUUAAGCCUUUUACCGAAGACUAUGAAUUUAAGGUUGACUUGAAAAUCCCUAAAGUUGGUGUUUUGCUCGUCGGCUUGGGUGGCAACAACGGUACCACUUUUACAGCAGCUGUUCUUGCUAACCAUAAUAAAGUUGUCUUCAAAACCAAAAGAGGUCCACUUGCAGCCAAUUAUUUGGGUUCUGUGACUCAAAGUGCUACCAUUAAAUUAGGUAUCGACUCCAAAGGUAAUGAUGUUUAUGCACCAUUCAAUUCAUUGCUACCUUUAGUUAAUCCUAACGAUUUUGUUGUUUCCGGUUGGGAUAUUAGUGCAACAAAUCUGGGUGAGGCUAUGGAGAGAUCACAGGUUUUGGAGCAUGAUUUGCAGGUUCAAUUGAAGCCGGAAAUGGAGAAGAUUCAACCUUUAUCUUCUAUCUACUAUCCAGAUUUUAUUGCUGCCAAUCAGAAUGAAAGAGCAGACAACUGCUUCAACAGAGAUGGAGCACAGGGAGACAUUUCUACCAAAAAUAAAUGGAGUCACGUAGAGCAUAUUAGAGGGGAUAUUAGAAAGUUCAAGAAAGACAACGAUUUAAAUAAAGUUAUUGUUUUGUGGACUGCCAACACCGAGAGGUUCUCCGAAUUGAUUGAUGGUGUUAACGAUACUGCCGAUAACUUGAUUAAGGCAGUACACGACGACCAUCCUGAGGUUUCUCCAAGCACUAUCUUCGCAGUGGCUUCCAUCUUGGAAAAAGUGCCAUAUAUUAAUGCAUCCCCUCAGAACACUUUCGUUCCUGGUGCCAUCGAAUUGGCCAAAAAGUACGACGUGUUCAUUGGAGGAGAUGAUUUGAAGACCGGUCAGACCAAAUUUAAGUCUGUGUUGGCUCAGUUUUUGGUUGAUGCAGGUAUUAAACCUGUUUCUAUUGCCUCCUACAACCAUUUGGGUAACAACGAUGGCUACAACUUGUCGUCCCCCAAACAGUUCAGGUCUAAAGAGAUUACUAAGUCUUCUGUUGUGGAUGAUGUUAUUGAAUCAAAUGAGAUUCUAUACAAUAAGAAGAAAAAUGAGAAAAUCGACCAUUGUAUUGUAAUCAAGUACAUGCAUGCAGUCGGAGAUGAUAAGGUGGCUAUGGAUGAGUAUUACUCCGAAUUAAUGCUUGGUGGACAUAACAGGAUAUCUGUCCACAACGUCUGCGAAGACUCGUUAUUGGCAGCACCUAUUAUCCUUGAUUUGUUGGUGAUGACCGAGUUUCUUUCGAGAGUUGGUUACAGAAAGGAAGACACUCAAGGAGAUUUUGAGAGCUUCUAUCCAAUUCUCAACUUUUUAAGUUACUGGUUAAAGGCUCCUUUAACCAGGGAAGGCCACCAGGUUAUCAACAGUUUGAACAAGCAACGCCUGGGAGUUGAUAACUUGAUGAGAAUGUUAAUUGGUCUAGAGCCAUUGAACGAGCUGAGAUUCGAGGAGAGGCUUAAAUAA